AUGGGAGCCGCUCCGAGCAAAACGUCGGCGGCAACGGCGUCGUCCGUCUUGCGCACCCGCGUGGUCCGCAGCGACUUGACGCUGGCGCAAGUGCUUGCGCUCUCCCGUCGUGCACGACCGGCUGCCCAUGCGGCGUCGACCGCGCCCGUCGACGCCAGUGGCUCGAAAGCAGAGCUCCUCGAGAUGCCUCGCGACCUGCGCACGCACGUGGAAUCGGUCGACUACGACCGCGUCGAGUUCCUCGCCGAGACGACGCGCGCGUUCGACGCGACGGCCGGCGGCCACCGCCCGCGAUCGUCGCAGCCGCUUCGCCUCCCGAUAGACCGCACGAGCGCCGCGUCGUCAACGGGCGCGGGCGGCCACGACCAAGAAACAGUGCGCGGGCGACUCACGGCGCGCGAGCUGAGGGCGGUCCUGCGCCUGCAUUACGCCGCGCCCGAGAAAUGGACGCCCGACGUGCUGGCGGAGCAAUACGGUCUCGAGCGAGCGGCAGUGCGCUCGAUUUUGCAGAGCGUCGGGCCGCCGAACGUUCUGCCGCCGAGAGGCUCAUCGGAACAUCCACUGGGCGUGUGGUUUGACGCGCCGGCGCAGAGCAGUUGA
Messenger RNA from Hyaloperonospora brassicae, 600 nucleotides. NCBI's taxonomy places the organism in Eukaryota, Oomycota, Peronosporomycetes, Peronosporales, Peronosporaceae. The record is from the annotation of a GenBank genome assembly.